AUGGUCGCUAGAGCUAAAGCUCUGAACACGUCAGCAGUAAAAUGGGUGGCUUUGAUAACGUGUGUGUUUCUAUCGUGUUACAGAAUAAUGAUGCGUUGUAGUUUGUUACUUUUAACUGAUAAUCAAUCAUGUAACGAUUCUUAUUACAAAAUACCUCUACAAGUUACUAACUCUGGAAUAAACCCUAUAGCUUAUCGGCUUUCCUCAAAAGAGAUAUAAAACAAGGCUUUUCUUCAAAACUGAGACGUCGUAAAUAAACAACAUAAUAGUUCCGACACAAGAAAAACAUUAGCUGAUGCAUAUACUUAAAACUUUCCUAGAUCCCGAGGACUUCCGGUUCAGAAUCUAUCUGUGACAUAUUACUUCUUAUCUAAACUGCUGUUCAGUUAAAAAGCUUCUGAUGAAACAAAGAUAAGUCACCUGUUUAAGAGAAGUAAUGUUGAUAUUACAUGUCUUUAAUAUUUAAGACCGCAUAUCGAUUAUUUUGAGGCCAUACUUUACUGGAGAAAAUAUUCUUCUUAAAUCAGUCAUUUUAAACCGGCACGUAUUUCAGUCUUAGAAACAUCUGGUUCUUAUGACAAUGAGCUUGCGAUGUGUAUUUUAAUGAUAUAGAGUAAAAUAUAUCAUUUUCCUCCUCAAUUUUGCUGUGUUUUUAGAACAGUCCACUGUAUGUAAUAUAUUUCGAUGUUUUAGAGUAUUAUGUUCUUGCCGAAGAAGUACAUCAAUAAUAAAUUUGAAACGAUAAAUGCUGAAAAACAAGAGCUGAAUUGUCUGAAUUUCGUCUACGACAGUCGAUUUGCCUGGUAAUGGAUGUGGUAACGAUCUUUAUUACAAAGUACCUGUACAAGUUAUUAACUCCGGAAUAAACCCAAUAGUUUACGCUUUCUUUAAAAGAGAUAUAAAGCAAGAAUGCGAAAGGCUUCUUUUCAAAAGGCGUCGUUAAUUAACAACCUAGCAGUUCAAGCGACGCAAGAAAAACUUAAGCUGAUACAUCAACUCAAAUUUCUCCUAUAUUAUGUGGACAUCCUAUUCUGGAUCCAUCUUUGAUGUCUUAGUUUUCUUUUUAAUUGCUUUUUAGUUAAAAAGCUUUGAAAAGCUCAAACGAAGAGUAGCCACCUGUUUAAGAAUACAGUGAUGAUAUUACAUUUAUUUCCUAGAUUUAGGACGACAUAUCGAAUACAUUGAGGCCGUACUUUACUGAAGAAAAUGAUUGUAGAAGCUUAUUUACAUUUUAGUCUUUGAAAUGUCUAGGUCUUGCGUUGUAUAUUUUAAUGAUAAAGAAUUAAAAAAAAUCAUUUUCCUCUUUAAUUUUGCUGUAUUUUUUACAACAGUCCGCCAGUACUAGUCCGCUGUAUGUUCCCUUCAAUGUUUUAGAGUAUUAUGUUCUGGUUGAUGAAGUACAUCAAUAAUGACUUUGAGACGAUAAAUGCUGAAAAACAAGAGCCGAAUUGUCUGAAUUUUGUCCGACGACAGUCGAUUUGCAUACGUACAACUUCCCCAUAAGCUGUGUUUAAUUUAGCGGGGAAUUGAUGGCCUUUAAAACGGGUAUGGAAACGAGUUAUUUGGUUUCAACUGAUGUAGAACAAGCUGUCGAUAACAGCACAAAUUAAACAGAGAUUGAACAUGAAAUUUUGGCAAAGUAACCGACGAAAUCAGCAGGCCGGCAAGUAGAAACAGGAAAGGCAAACAAAUGUCUACAAAAAUACUAAGUGCUAAGAAGUAAGGAAAACAUUCCACUACUUCUCGUGUCUUUCCCGUACAUCACUUUCGCGCUCUAGCCGCUUCCGAAGUGCUUUACGACAAAACAGAGCUUCGAGGCUUCUUUAUUUCUUAAAAUGUCUUUAACUUGAUAGUAAAGGGGGGCGAUUUACGCUUAACACUGACCGAUUGAUAAUUUUGAAAUUAUUGUUAUUAAAAAUAUUUAGUGUUGGGUAAGUUUCGUUUAUUUUCAUAUUUGAACUAUCAUGCUGUAUUGAUAUUCUUAUAAAAGGAACGCCGUAAUUUCCUUUGAAUUAAAACACACUAGAGUAUGAAGUCAAAAAAGUUCCGCGUUUGUUAUUUGGUUUAUUCGUCUUGAAAACCAAUUAAUGGGCGUUUAACUCCGUGGACAAAGCGUCUGACGCUCUGUUAUUAAGUGAUGGAUGUUUGCAGCCCUGAAUAUGACUUAAUUAAACAGCAUAUAUAUUGCCCUACUUGUGUUUUCUUUUGGAGAUAAUGUGCAUAAUUCUAGUCUUUUUUCUUGCAUCCAUGUUUCUUGUUGUUUACAAUCUGAACUCUAGAGACCACAAUUUAGCUAAGCAAUUGCGGUUUAAUCAGCCGGUCUCUCUCUCUCAAAAUACUUCUGCAAGUUAUUAACUCUGGGAUAAACCCUAUAGCUUAUGCUUUCUUCAAAAGAGAUAUAAAGCAUAAAUGUGGUAACGAUUUUUAUUACAACAUAACUCUACAAGUUAUUAACCCCAGAAUUAACCCUAAAGUUUACGCUUUCUUCAAAAGAGAUAUAAAGCAAGAAUGCGGAAGGCUUCUCUUCAAAAGACGUCGCUGUUUAACAGCAGAGUAGUUCCCACGCAAGAAAAACAUUAGCUGAUGCAACUUUCUUAGAUCCCGAGGACUUCCGGUUCAGAAUCUAUUGGUGACAUAUUAAUUCUUAUCUAAACUGCUGUUCAGUUAAAAAGCUUCCGAUGAAACGAAGUCACCUGUUUAAUAGAAGUACUGUUGAUAAUACAUAUGUCUCGAAUAUUUAAGACCGCAUAUUGAUUAUUUGGAGGUCGUACUUUACUGGAGAAAAUGUUUUUCUUAACUUAACAAUUUUAGCUGGCAUGGCAUACAUUUUAGUCUUAAAAACAUCUGGUUCUUAUAACUAUGAGCUUGCGUUGUAUAUUUUAAUGAUAUGCAGUAAAAAAUACCAUUUUCCUCCUCAAUUUUGCUGUGUUUUUUACUGUAUGUUCUCUUCAAUGUUUUAGAGUAUUAAGCUCUUGUUGAUGAAUUACAUGAUAACUUUGAAAAGACAAAUGCUGGAAAAAAGUGCUGAAUUGACUGAAUUUUUGUCAACGACAGUCGAUUUGCAUAUGUGCAACUUCCCCAUGAACUGUGUUUAAUUUAGCGGGGAAUACAUCAUCACCUUAAAGAGUCAAUACCGAUGUAAGAUUCAUGAUAUAAAUACUUUUAAUUUCCCUGUUUUCAUUUGGAAAUUUUUUUAACAUUUGGUAGCGUAGGUAACAUUUCUAACACGUUUUUAUUCCAUGAAAACUUAUCUUGGAGAUGCUCGUCAAGGAAAACCUUGGACUAAAAAUGAAAUACUUGCCAACUUGUCAGUGACAAGUAUUCAAGUCAUGUAAUCCAUCGGUCGUAUGUCAAGAGAGAUUGUCAAAGGCGAACGCUUUCAGGAAAUUUUAGAACGUUUUCUUAAUAAGUCUUUGGGAAACGUUUUCAAUUUCUGCCAGUGUGUUAAGCAAACUCUUUUUCAAGGAAAAGUGACGCCCCUGACCAACAAGUUUUGCACAUGAUGACCUUUAAAACGAGUAUGAAAACGAGUUGUUUGGUUUCAACUGAUAUAGAACAAGCUGUUGAUAACAGCACAAAUUACGUGGAGAUAGAAAGUGAAAUUUCGGCAAAAUAACCGACGAAAACACCAAGCCGGCAAGUAGCAACAUGAAAGGCAAAUAAAGGUCUGAAACAUGCCAAGCGCUAAGAAAUAGGGAAAACAUUCCACUACGUCUCGUGUUUUUCCCCACAUCACUUUCGCAUUAUAUUCUAGCCGCUUCCCAAGUGCUUUACGACAACGCAGAGCUUCGAGGCUUCUUUAUUUGUUAAAACGUUUUUAACUUGAUAGUAAAGGGGGCGAUUUACACUUAACACUGACCGAUUUAUAAUUUUGAAAUUGUUGUUAUUUAAAAUAUUUAGUGUAAGGUAAGUUUCGUUUCUUAUCAUAUUUGAACCAUCAUGCUGUAUUGAUAUUCUCUAAAAAAGACUGCCGUAAUUUCCUUUGAAUAAAACACAUCAGAAGAUGAAGUCAAAAAUGUUCCGCGUUUGUUAUCGAUUUCUAAUUGGUUCGUUCUUCUUGAAAAUCAAUUAAUGGGCGUUUAACUCCGUGCACAAAGCGUCUGACAAAAGAAAGUGAAGGAUGUUUGCAGCCUUAAGUAAAACAUAACAUAAGUAAACAAGAGAUAUCGGCCUAAUUAACUUUUAGGCAGGCUAAAUGGGGCCAGAUGGUUGAUUAAGAACUAAAUAUAAAAACAGUUUUUAAUAUUAAAACCUUUCAAAACACUCUUGGCUUGACCUAAGAAAGAAAUUGAAAAGUCCUAGACAGCCAUUAGAAGAAAUUCAAUGGAAAUGUGGUUUUGGGUUCUUGGCUGGUUCCUCAGCAUUCUCACGAUGGUUGUAAAUGGAUUUGUCAUCUUCCUCGUCUGCAGUAAACGUCAGCUUCUCACCAAAACCAACACAUUCAUCGUGUCUUUAGCAGUGGCUGAUUUUGGUGUCGGGAUGACUGCUAUUCCUUCACGCUUUUUCUGCAGACUUACAACCGAAUGCCCUCCAAGCUCCAAAGAGGGAUUAAUUAUGAUAUUUGUAAGGGUGUUCACUUUUUACGCCUCUGGAACAAACUUGGUUAAUUUAGUACUGGAACGUUAUGUUGCUGUGGUGAAACCUUUGAAAUACUUAAAUUUUAUGACGCGCCGUCGAGUGAUUCAAAUGGUUCUAACAUCUUGGGGAAUUCCUUUUCUUUUCAUUCUUAUUUUAGUGUCGACUAGACUCAUUGCAAUCGAUCGUAUCAUGGCUAUGCUCGGCUACUUGUGUUUGCUUUUCGAGAUAAUCUUGUGCGUAAUUCUAAUCUUUUUUCUUGCAUCCAUGUUUCUCGUUGUUUACAAUCUGAACUCUAGAGAUCGCAAUUUAGCUAAGCAAUUGCGGUUUAAUAAAAUGGUCGCUAAAGCUAAAACUCAGAACACUUCAGCAGUGAAAUGGGUGGCUUUGAUAACGUGUGUGUUUCUAUCGUGUUAUGGAAUAAUGAUGCGUUGUAGUUUGUUAUUUUUAAUUGUUCAAUCGUGUGACGAUUUUCGUUACAAAAUUCCUCUACAAGUUAUUAACUCUGGAAUAAACCCAAUAGUUUACGCUUUCUUCAAAAGAGAUAUAAAGCAAGAAUGCAAAAGGCUUCUCUUCAAAAGGCGUCGUUAA
Pocillopora meandrina is the source of this 5166-nucleotide messenger RNA. The record is from the annotation of a GenBank genome assembly. Lineage: Eukaryota; Metazoa; Cnidaria; Anthozoa; Scleractinia; Pocilloporidae.